ACAGUCAAUUGCAGACUACCUCAUCUCGACAACUUCUCCAUCUACUUUUUCAACUCACUUAUACGCUUCAACAUUCACAAUGGCCGCCCUCGCCAAGCCCGUUGCUACCCCCAAGGUUCUUCCCAUCGUCAUGGCCGUCGGAAGCUUCGCCAUCGUCGCCGGCUUCGUCCGCUCCCAACUCGCCAUCACAUCAGCCAAGUUUGACCGAUCCUUUGACAAGUACAACACCCCCGAGAGCGAGGCCUCGCGGGCAAGGACAUUUGACGGUGCUGUCGAGAACCCCCGAACCAGCCUGUUCAAUGCCCUCGGCCGACGACAGUAGACGACAACAAUAUCUGAGGGGAUGGAAAUCUUUUUACUGCGUACAUAUUCACAACGCUGAGCGUUCUUUAUUAUUAUCACCAAACACCACCCGGAUAGAAAGAGGUGGAAUGGUUGACAAGGUUGGCUGCAUUUGAUGAGCAUCGAUACCACAAAUUCAUACAUACACAUAAACAUGAGCAUUCAAU
Fusarium vanettenii 77-13-4 is the source of this 509-nucleotide messenger RNA. RefSeq lists its product as uncharacterized. NCBI's taxonomy places the organism in Eukaryota, Fungi, Ascomycota, Sordariomycetes, Hypocreales, Nectriaceae. Bases 80 to 322 code for a protein of 80 amino acids. The record is from RefSeq and is a predicted model, not a curated record. The transcript is spliced from 2 exons.